AAUAUCCGCAUUGGAAAACUCCCACGUUUCUUCCGCGUGUGUUUUGUUUCUGUUGUUAGCAGCGGCUUUAGCAGCUACAAGCUAACUGACUUUGGUCCGUCUGCUCUUAUUUUAUAAUUUCAGUCAGUAAGAUGAGUCCGUUGUGUGACUGCUGCUCCGAGCACAUUAAUAAACUGAACCAGCAGGUUUCUGUGAUGAGAAAAGAAAUCAAGAACCUCAGACAGAUGUUGGACAGUGCAGUUAGAGCUCAUCGUAAACAUCUGACAUCUGUCCAGACUGCUGUGUCAAAGAUGGGACACUGUGAAAAACAAAAACCCCAGACACCUUCGCUACCCUCACCAUCUUCACCAUCACCACAGGCUGCAUUGGAGCAAGGAAGCAUCCAGACGGUCCCGAUAGGUUACAUCAGUUCCUGUUUUUCCGUGAAAAAUGGGACGCCCAGGCAGCCGACUAUAUGUGGACCUUCGAGGGCAGAACUACGGAUCCAACAAAGUGUCUUCAACAACCCAGACCACGCUCUGCUGGGUCUGGAGCAGUACUCCCAUGUCUGGAUCAUCUUUCUCUUUCAUAAAAAUGGACACCUGAGUUACAAAGCCAAAGUGAAGCCUCCCAGACUGAACGGUCAGAGAGUUGGCGUGUACUCGACGCGGAGUCCACACCGGCCCAACGCUUUGGGGCUGACGCUCGCUAAACUUGACAGAAUUGAAGGUGAUACAGUACAUCUGUCAGACAUCGACAUGAUCGCUGGCACCCCGGUCCUGGACAUCAAACCCUACAUCCCACAGUACGACUGCCCUGACACCAGGAUGAGCGUGGACUCCGAGCCUAAUGACUCAAACACAGAUCAACCAAAUGAAACGAUUGUGUCGCUGAAUGAGGAGAAUCCACAUGAAGGCUCAGAUUCUCAGUUCUUCUCUGAUAAUUGUGACGAAGCGCAGAAUUUCCUCUCAGAAGACGAAUCUAAAACUGAUGUUUCUUUAGCAGCUUCCUCUACUGUCAGCGCUCAGUUUUCUCUGCCCAAGGAACUCCACAACGCUCUGCAACAGGUCAAAUCAUAUGUGACCGAAGAUGAAGUUCACCAACUACGCUUUGAGAACAAAGACCGUGAUUCUCCUAAAACUAACCCACCAGGAUUGACGGUGGACCACCCCUGCUACGGUGAGGAGACCUACACUACCAUUGCUGGCUGGAUCCGAGAGCCUCCUGUGGCCAGUCUGGAGGUGCGCUUCACUCCUCAGGCUGAGAAGGAGCUGGCAGAAUUCCUGCCCACACACCUGACAGGAGCCUCUGAAAGCGACAGACCAAAGUUUAAGUUCCUGCGCAGUCCAGAAGAAGCUGCUGCCGCCAUCCGAGGUGUUCUGAGAGCAGACCCCCGCUCAGUCUACAGGAGGACUCGCUGCAGAGACAGACUCUUCUUCUUCACCCUCGACACGGCUGACAUCACCUGCUGGUUUGGACAGGACUUUGCCGAGGUACUGCAGGUCCAACCCGUCGGGCGCCGCAUUGCCUCAGCGUGAGAAGUGCACUCAGUGGAGCCUCAGGAGCUGGACAGCAGCCUGACAAAUGUUCCUUAUCUUCUUAUGACCAUAAUUCCUACCUGAUAAAGCUGUAUUGCUUAUGUAAAAGUGCUUAUUUACAAAUUAAACACAUGAAAAAUUAGGAAUAUAAAAUAAAUUAUUUUGAAGCAAACAGAAAUGCCCAUCCUUUU
Messenger RNA from Mugil cephalus (flathead mullet), 1708 nucleotides. It is a transcript of the gene trmo, whose product is annotated as tRNA methyltransferase O. The transcript is spliced from 6 exons. NCBI's taxonomy places the organism in Eukaryota, Metazoa, Chordata, Actinopteri, Mugiliformes, Mugilidae. Bases 132 to 1517 code for a protein of 461 amino acids. The record is from RefSeq and is a predicted model, not a curated record.